Morchella importuna is the source of this 1074-nucleotide messenger RNA. RefSeq lists its product as uncharacterized. The record is from RefSeq and is a predicted model, not a curated record. Gene Ontology annotation, molecular function: oxidoreductase activity. Bases 1 to 1074 code for a protein of 357 amino acids. The transcript is spliced from 2 exons. Lineage: Eukaryota; Fungi; Ascomycota; Pezizomycetes; Pezizales; Morchellaceae.
AUGAUCCCCCGCAGCAGCCAUCCAUCUAGAUCCCCCACAACCAACCCCUCCUGUCAUUCCAGCGUCUCAAACCCACCCGGCCACAAUGUCCCUCCUCCUCCCACGCACCCUCCGCCCUCUCCGCACGCUCCAAUUCCGCCCCCGCCCACCACAAUCAUCCCACUACAGCAGCACCACACCCCCACCACCCCGCACCAACAAGCCACUCGCCCUCGCCGCCGCCGCCGCAACCCUCACAACCCUCGCCGCCGCCACCUACACCACCACCCCCCCACCCCCCGCACCCUCAACCCCCACACCUUCACGCCCUACACCCUCACCACCAAAACGCCCAUCACCACCUCCACCUCCACCCCCACCCCAACCAGCAUCUUCACCCUCACCCUCACCCCCACCACCCCCUCCCCACCCCCGCCACUCCCAUUCACAACCGGCAUCCUCUCCCUCCAGAUAAAGCAGCCCCAACUGCAAAUUGCCCGCUCCUACACCCCACUCCCACCCCACGACAACGGCACAAUCAGACUCCUCAUCAAGAAAGAGCCCGGCGGCGAGAUGUCGCGCUACCUAUACAGCCUCCCUGAAGGCGCCACGGUCGAGCUACGCGGCCCGCAGAUAGACUACGCAUACACGCCGCGCGACCUAAGCGGCGAGCGCAAGGUCGUUUUCAUCGCUGGUGGGACUGGGAUUGCGCCUGCGCUGCAGGUUGCGUCGAGUCUUCUCGGUGGUGAGGGGAAAGAGAGGGCGGAGAUCCUGUGGGCUGUGCGACGGCGGGAGGAGACGCUGGGGGCGAUGGCGGAUGAGGUUGCGCGCCUGGUGGGGAGGGUGGAUCCGCGCGGGGUUGGGAGGCUGGUGGUGAGGGUGUUUGUGGAUGGGGAGGGGGGCAUUGGGGUGAGGGAUGUGGAGGCGGCGGUGGGCGGUGGGGCGAGGGUGUUUGUGUCCGGGCCGGAGGGGUUUGUGGGUUGGAUUGCGGGACCGAAGGAUUUUAGGGAUGGGAGGGAGGAGCAGGGCCCUGUGGGGGGUAUGGUUGGGUCGGUUCUGAGGAAGGGCGGGGAUGUGGAGGUGUUUAAGCUGUAG